AUGGAUAACAACAGUAGCCCUGUGAUGAUAAUAGGAGACUUCAAUGCUGUUCUACACUCAAAUGAUAGAAUUAAUGGGAAUCCAGUUAGUGAAGCUGAAACUAAGGAUUUUGAAAGUUUCAUGAAUGAUGCUAGCCUGCUAGAAGCUCCAACUACAGGAUUAUUCUAUUCUUGGAAUAACAAAGGGGAAGGGCAGACUCGAAUUGCAAGUAGAAUUGACAAAGCUCUUGUAAAUGCUGAUUGGAUAGACAAAUUCACUGAUGUGGUGGUUCAUUAUAGAGCUAAUGGUGUUUCUGACCAUAGUCCUCUAGUUUUUAAUAUGGAAGGGCAAACAGUUUCAGGGGGAAGACCUUUUAGAUUCUUGAAUAGCCUUUGUGAUCAUGACAACUUUGAAGAAGUUGUUAAGGAAGCUUGGUUUGAAAAAGUGAAGCAUGCUCUGAAGCAGCUUCAUAAGCCUCAAGCCCAUGCAUACAUCAGAAUUGAAGAGCUGAGAAGGAAGCUAUCUGAAGUGCAAAGUCAAGCUGACAUUCACUCUAAUACUUCAGUUCAGCAAGAUGAGAAGAACUAUGAAGAGCAACUUAGAUACUGGUCCAACAUUGAAGAAAGUAUCCUCAGGCAAAAAGCUAGAAUUAAUUGGUUGAGUCAGGGAGAUGCUAACACAAAAUUCUUCUUUGCUGCCAUCAAAACAAGAAAGGCAAAGAAUAAGAUAGCUCAGAUUCAGAAUGAUCAAGGGGAAAACCUCAAAGCCAGCUGA
Molecule: messenger RNA, 753 nt
Organism: Beta vulgaris subsp. vulgaris (sugar beet)
Lineage: Eukaryota; Viridiplantae; Streptophyta; Magnoliopsida; Caryophyllales; Amaranthaceae
Exons: 2
Coding region: 1-753 (250 amino acids)
Molecular function (GO): catalytic activity
Source: RefSeq, a predicted model, not a curated record